CCUCCUCCUCCUCCUCCUCCUCCCUCCUCGAAGCCCGACCAGCCUCCUGGACCCUUUCGUCUUGGGGCAGAUGAACCCUCAGUGCUCCUUCCCUUCCUUUGCCCGUCCUUGACACGCUUCUGUCUCCGCGUCUAGUCAACUACUCUCCUUCUGGUCUGGUCUGCACGAAACCAUCUCGUCACCUCCCAAUCGCUAUCUUCCACUCCUAUAGAACAUAGAGACUCCCCCCUCUCUCCCUCCUCUUCCUCCUACUCGUCCUCGACGCGACCAGAUAGGUCUCCAAUUGAUCUGUGGGAUCUUUAACUCAAUCCCUCUGCAGCUUCUCGAGUGACAUAAUCUUAAUUACUUUAGCUUCGUCCCAGACGUGUACGACGCGAAGGACAAGUCUGUCAGCAUGGAGUCUUCGCCGCCAAGGGGCAGUACGGCUGCUCCUGUGGCAGGUAUCAAGCGUCCGGCGGCCCUAUUGCCUGCUUUCGAGCCAUUGAGCUCGUCCCCGUCGCUGCCCCGACCACAGAAGCGUGUAGCACGCGAAGACCAUGGCAUCGUUUCCACCUAUCCCACUCCGGUCCCGACCUCGUCGACCCAUAUCAUGUCCUCCUCCCCUCCCCGAAUGGCUCUGCCGCGUCCGGCCUCUCGACGUACAUUUACAUCGACCUCGGAACGGACCCCUCUGUCUACCGUCCCCGAAUUGAUGCUGCCGGAGAGUGGUGAACCAGUCUUGAUGGGUAGAUCCAGUGCCUCGUGCCAUCACCAACUUGCGGCCAACCGGAUGAUUUCAAGGGUCCAUGUCAAAGCCCGAUAUAAGCCGGCCCCUAACCCGUUCGACCGUGAUACGGUGGAGAUUAUGUGUCUAGGUUGGAACGGAAUCAAGUUACACUGCCAGGGGAAAACCUACGACUUGGGCAAGGGCAAGACUUUCACCUCGGAUAUCAAGGACGCUGACAUCAUGAUCGACGUCCACGAGGCUCGCGUGCUCGUCCAGUGGCCUCGGAAUGAUAAGAAGGACUAUACCUCCACCGAUUCGGAGCAGACCUGGGAAGAGGAAACCACGCCUAAACAACGCAAGGGACAAUCAAUUCGGAGUAUUCAUGACAGCCCUGCGGUCGAACGCCAACGUCUGGCAUCCCCGGUCUCACCCUCGCCUGCCGUAAAGGCUCUGGUGCCGCCAUCCUCCCCUCUGUAUACCCCGACACGCUCGCGGAACGCUGUGGUUGUGUACGAAGAUGAGGGCUCGCCUGUUCGCCGCCCCGUAUCCCCCGGGUCGUUGCUUGCCGAUGAUACCCAGACGUCGUCUUCCAGUGUGGAGGACCUCCUGCAGAGCUCACAGUCGAGUGAUCUGAGCGACCUGAGUAGACAUGAUGACUUUUCGGAUCACGACGAGGAGAAUGACCCUAUCAUUCAUUCUUUUGGACCGUUCGGCGAGAACCUCCUACCCCGGAUGGCAUCUUUCACAGCGGACGAGUCCCCACUGCAACCUGCUCGUCCACGCAAUCAGCUCUCGUCCCAGGGCCUUGAGCACGCCAAAUCCCCGAAACAACCAACCAAGACCGUAGAGUCCGCUGCCGAUGACGGUAAUGGGGAGGAGGCCACACCGGUCAAGCCACAGCCGCUUGAUGAAAGCGGUGAACGCGUUCAGAACCACGCUGUCAACCAGCUGGCCUUCUCCCGUCUUUCCUCGACGCCCUUCUCUACCAUUCUCAACAACCUCCCUCCAGCCCUAUGGAAGCGGGACAGUCACUCGAGACAGGGACCUACGAGAGAAGAGAUCCGUGCGAUUCUGGACACCACGAAGUGCAUUGGCAAAGUUGCUCGUGAGGGAAAGGAUGCCGCGGGGAAGGCUCUGGAGAGUGAAUACUACUAUAUCCCGGACUUUGAUGAGGACGAUAUGCGACGGGAGGCCGUGGUUCAUGAUCUCCGGAAACCCGGCCUCCGGAAUUGCCGCAAGCAGCACAAGCAAUACUUCUGGCGCAAGCCGAAAUAAAUAAGAAAGAAUCAUACAUUAUCUAAGAAUACUUUCCUUCUUUGAUUUCCUGGUACAUAUCUUGCUCUGCUUCUUUCCCCCCACCCUCUUCCCCCUGUUUUUUUGUUUCUGUACAAGGACUCGCAUAGCGUUGGCGUGGGCAUACCCUGUUUAUUUUAUGUUUGAUGAAGGUGUAUGAUGACGGCGGUUUUUCUUUUUCUUUCUUUUCCUUUGUCUUCUGUUUGGUGCUGUGUGUGGAUGUUGAUGGUCCCGCCCAACCGUUGAGGAAUAGCCUGUGUGGUUCUUGUGAUGGAUGGAUGACUUUUUGAGACGUCAGGAUUCAAACGGUCUUUCCAUUGUUUUGGCAACGUCAACGUUCUCUGUGGUGUGGUUCUGUCUCUUUUUUGUUCGCAUCCAGACACCAUGCUAUCCUCUGAUGACUUGUAUGUUACAUUAAAGGUUUCU
Messenger RNA from Aspergillus japonicus CBS 114.51, 2425 nucleotides. RefSeq names its product putative transcription factor Tos4 (gene fhdA). Gene Ontology annotation, molecular function: protein binding. The transcript is spliced from 2 exons. Lineage: Eukaryota; Fungi; Ascomycota; Eurotiomycetes; Eurotiales; Aspergillaceae. The record is from RefSeq and is a predicted model, not a curated record. Bases 395 to 1981 code for a protein of 528 amino acids.